Molecule: messenger RNA, 1149 nt
Organism: Anolis sagrei ordinatus
Lineage: Eukaryota; Metazoa; Chordata; Lepidosauria; Squamata; Anolidae
Source: RefSeq, a predicted model, not a curated record
GUAGUUAAGGUUCCUCACUCAGUAACGGCUAUUAUGGAAUAUAGAGGACAUCAUUGGUUCACAAAUAGCCGUAUGUUAAAAUAUCAAACCUUAUUAUGUGAAAACCCUCGAAUCAAGUUACAGGUUUGCAGUACAUUAAAUCCUGCUUCACUCCUGCCUAUUGAAGGAGAAUUGCUUCAACAUAAUUGUUUGGAAACUAUGGAUGAGAUAUAUUCCAGUAGGCCUGACCUAAAAGAUCAACCUUGGCCUAAGGCGGAUGCCACUCUUUUUACAGAUGGAAGCAGUUUUGUUGAAAAUGGACAAAGGUAUGCUGGAUAUGCUGUAGUAACUGCAACCACUGUAUGGGAGGCAGAACCACUUCCUCUAAACACAUCAGCUCAAAAGGCAGAACUGAUAGCCCUAAUUAGAGCUCUUGAAUUGUCAGAAGGAAAAACAGUCAACAUUUAUACAGAUUCAAAAUAUGCAUUUACUACUCUGCAUGCACAUGGAGCUUUAUAUAAAGAAAAGGGACUGUUAAAUUCUGCUGGGAAAGAAAUACGACAUAGUGAGACCAUUCUGAGAUUGCUAGAUGCUGUCUGGAUUCCUGCUAAAGUAGCAGUGAUGCAUUGUAAAGGACAUCAAUAUGGCGAGGAUCCUGUGACCUUUGGAAACUGGUAUGCUGACACUACCGCAAAGGCCGCGGCCCGAAAGGGACGAGGACAAGAGCCGGUCAUGGCCCCUUUGCAGCUGUCAAAGUGGAAGGAAUCAAAGCCUGGAUCCAUUACACCAGAAUAAAAAAGGCACCACCUGAGUGGACUGCGACUCCUGAGCAAAAAGAUCCCCUGAGACUUCAUACCGUCAAACCAACAGCGCCAUGAGACCCAGAAAGAGGACUACGGCUCUGGUUUUGACCACAUACCUGGAAGCUGGUCAAAUAAAUCAGACAGAAGAUUGAGGAGCACUGUGGAAGUGCCAACGUGUAUGGGACAUUCUUCAAUAAUUGUGAUAAAUGAUUUUGUUUGAUUAUGUUAAAAUUGUUGUUGUUCUUUUCUUGCUUUAAAAUAAGGAUCUGACAUCCUGAGUUUGCGAUGCUACUGUGGAACAUUCGCUCGCAAAAAGGGGGGAAUGUGGUGGCCAUAAGGAGAAAAAUAAAAUAAUUAUAAUUUAAAA